AUGACAAACACAUAUGAUACGAAAGAAUCGUAUGGAGAUAGCCUCCUCCAACAGUCACAACAAACCCCUCUUGAGCCUGGCGCUUUUCUUUAUCCGGGAGUUGGGAUGGGCUCUCAAAUGGAGGUCGAGGAUUCGCUGAGUGCUGAUGAAGAACAUCAGAGUUUGAAUCCACAAGAUGUGGCUCCUCCACGAAUCGAUCUUCCUGAUGGAAUCCAUCAAACACCAGAAUUGGCAAAUCUCACCUUAACUGAUGAGUUAUUCUCUCCGAUGAAGGUGAAUCCAUUCACCUAUUCAUCAGCAGCUUAUCCAACAGCCUACACAGCAGCUUCCGGAAAAAUGCUCGAUCCUUACAGCAGCACUCCAUUCUUCUGGAGCUCAUACGCAAUGCCGGAUCCAAACAAUCCGAUCUCUCCACAUAUGUUCACUUCUUCAGCUGAGCAUGUAUUUGGUGCCCAAGCCACCGCGCCAACCCUGAUGCCCACCUAUGCGGGUUACACGAGCGCCGACGCGUACAGCGGCUAUUCGAUGCUGUCCACCCGUGUCCCCCAUUAUCCAAUCAACGCCGCUCCAUCAACGCCAUCCUCCACCGAGUCUUCCAAUUCUUCAAAUUCCCUAUCAGCGUCUUCUCAUUCAGCAAACAGUUCCUCUUCUACAAAUGAUUCCACGUUGACAAUCACCCCAUUGAAUGUGAAUCGAAACAAUAAGAAUCGAGCCUCAGCGAUCACCGAGGGUCGAGAGUGUGCGAAUUGUGCAGCUCGGCAUACUCCAUUGUGGCGAAGAGAUAACACGGGACAUUAUCUGUGUAAUGCGUGUGGAUUGUACCAAAAGAUGAACAACACCGCGAGACCGUUGCAGAAACCGAAAAAGAGACAGAAUGCGCAAAAGCGAACGGGAGUGCUCUGUGUGAAUUGCAAUACGUGCACGACGACGUUGUGGCGGAGAAAUGGAAAUGGGGAGCCUGUGUGCAACGCGUGUGGACUUUACUAUAAAUUGCAUCAAGUCCCUCGGCCGAUCACAAUGAAGAAAGACGGGAUUCAAACGAGAAAUCGAAAGAUCACUGGAAAAGGGAAAAAGCGAAGUGAUGAAAAUCCAUGGGCAAAGGAGUUUGAUAUGCGAUCCUCUUACUCGACAAUGUUCGGCUCUUCUUUAAUGAAUCCCGCCUAUCACACUUCGUUCAUUUAUCCUGGACAA
Molecule: messenger RNA, 1191 nt
Organism: Mesorhabditis belari
Lineage: Eukaryota; Metazoa; Nematoda; Chromadorea; Rhabditida; Rhabditidae
Source: the annotation of a GenBank genome assembly